Microthlaspi erraticum is the source of this 1284-nucleotide messenger RNA. NCBI's taxonomy places the organism in Eukaryota, Viridiplantae, Streptophyta, Magnoliopsida, Brassicales, Brassicaceae. The record is from the annotation of a GenBank genome assembly.
AUGAAAGGGGUUCCAAAAUCUGAUAGGUAUUGCUCAAGAUGUGUGCAAGCAUUAAAUGGGAAGCCAUUUCCUCCGAAAUAUGGUCGCGCCGUAACAACGAAAUCGUCUUCCAGUACAGCCGGAGCUCAAUCAUCCGAAGCAAAGAAGCUUGGGCCGAUGGAUAUAACGGUUAAUCAACCAAAACCUUUUCCUGGCUUUGUUUCUGGAGCAGCAACUACUACUGCAAGCGCAGCAAAGACUAGUAACUCUGGACCACAAGGCUUUAGAGAAAGUCUUAUAUGUGGUACCAGUUCUACAGCACCGAUUUUACUUACCAAGACUCCAAAUCCUAGAGCAAUUGCAAGUACAAGUGCAGUGACGAACAAUGGCCUCAUAUCAAAACCUUUAACACCUAUGAGCUGCACUUCUCAAUUGCCUGUUGGUAACCUGGUUCACGUGAAUGCACCCUCAAGUACAAGUGCAGUGCCGUACAAUGGCCUCAUCUCAAGACCUUUAACAACACCAGUUGGCACUAUGAGCAGUACCUCUCCAUUGCCUGUUUGUAACCAGGUUCCCGGGAAUGCAACCUCAAGAGCUACGCUGGGUACACCAAUAACUAGUGGCCUUGUAGCAAAAGCCCCAGCAGUUACUGAAAAUGGUGAUAGCAGCUCGACCGCCUCUGGAAUGGCUGACCGUUCUAUAUUGUAUACGGACCUUACCACUCAAGUCCAUGCACUGAAUUUUACUUCCAGUAGCAAUUCUCAACCGGUAGUGUUACAUUCUAAGACAGCAAAAGCAACUGAAGAUGCAGCUCUAGGUCAAGCACUGAAUGCUGAUGAUGGACCACAAGCUCAUAUGGAAAAUGUUGCUAAGUGUGAGAAUCCAUCAGAGUCGUCUACAUCUCAUUCAGACUCUCUGAAUGAUAAAACAACAUCAGAGGACGGUCAAGAAUCGAGCAAGAAUGCUGCGAAGAAAAUUGCUUCUGAUACUUGCGAGAAUCACCCAACAGAGAAAUGUCCAGCCGCAGUUAUAUCAGAUCAAGAUUCGAAGAUCACUCCCGAACCAUCCAUGCCACAAGAGAAUUCAGCUUACCAGACAGAGGAAACGGCUUGUCAACCUCCUAAUGUGUCAUCUAACUAUCACGCCCAAGCCGAGGAAGGAACUCCAAAUGUCCAAGAUUCUCUACAAAAUAUCCAGUCACAAGAAGGCAAAGGGUUAAAUGGUUUAGAUGAUAGACAUCAGGAACAUCCUUCUGAGCAAGAGUUUGAUACGUCAGAUUCGAUAAAGGAAGCAAAAGCUGCCUAA